AAGCAGCCGCCUUAAAACAAACGAGUGUGCAGCUACGCGCCAUCCAUUCGUCAUUUCGUCUCGGAGCUCCUGUUCUGCAGCCGCUGUGAAACAAGAGCUUUUGCUAGGUGUCACCCCCCAAGUUUCAAACAAGCUUUGCUCUCAGCUACGCGCGCGACGACCGCGUCGAUCGGCAGCCACCGACUCAAAACCAGCCGCCGACCAUGCUCGCAAGCUUGCUCGUGCUCCCGGCCACGCUACUCUGCACCACGCACGCCUUCCAGCCGCCGCAAAAACGACGCCUACCCACGACACGACGUCUUGCCCCGGAGGAGGCCUCCGUCGCCGUGCAGGCGUACGCCGACAAGGCCGCGUCCGCCAUCGCGGCCGCCGUCGCGGGCGCCGACGCGUCCCUCUUGGCAUCCACAGGAUUCACGCUGGCCCAGGCCGGGAUUGUGGUGGCGGCCGCGGCGCUCGGCGCCGCUGCGAUGCGCUUAUUCAACCGCGAGGAGCGGAAAGAAAUGAAAACCACGCGCGACGAGGCCGUCGCGAAAGCUGAAGAACUAGAAGCGCGCGUCCAGAAGGUCGAAAGCGACUUCUUCGAGGCCGACGCGCAGUUCGAGGCGCGCACGGACGCCCUCAAAAAGGAAUACGAAACAACUUUGAAAGUCCGAACGGACGUCCUGGAGCAGGAACUCCGCCGAGAGAAGGAGAGCGCCAUCCGGGCCCUCGAGGAGGCCCAGAAGCUCCAGCUCGAGGAGAUGCGCGGCUACUUCGCCGAGGAGACCGCCGAGAUGAAAGUAGCACGGGAAAAGGCCGAGCGCGAGAAGCAAAUCGCGCGGCAGCGGGCCGCGGAGGCGGCCGCGAAGGCCGAGGCCGAACGGGCCGCGCGGGCAAAGCGCAUGUUCUAA
Molecule: messenger RNA, 890 nt
Organism: Pelagomonas calceolata
Lineage: Eukaryota; Pelagophyceae; Pelagomonadales; Pelagomonadaceae
Source: the annotation of a GenBank genome assembly